AUGCCCAACAAGUGGAACGAUUAUUUUGACAAAGUUCAACCUAAAGACUACAGUUUUAUUGGUUACUAUGAACAUCGUUCUAAGCAAACAGAUUUUACAUUUUCUUUUCAGAAGGAAUCCUACGAGUUGAAAGCAGAUUUUGACAAUCUCAUGGAACAUGAGGGAGCUCUCAUAGUUACGGCGACAACGGAAUGCUGUCUACCUUAUGGUCGGAAUGUCCGCUAUGAGAAAAUGGAUACCCUUACAACUACGGGGACAUCCGAAUGUUGUCUACCUUAUGGUCGGAAUGUUGAAGCCAUUAGUCCAUUAAUAAAUAUUACCAAAGAAACCUUUGCGACGAUAAUUGGAAACGUUCAUUCUGCUGUUGAAAACGUCAACGAUACACUGAGGCUUACAGGAGGUGGGUCAGUAAUAGCUACCAAUAAGAAACGCGCUCAUGGUGCUACUUCAGCUUCAGUGACAGAAGAAUCCGCUAAAAGGCUCAAGAUCAGGGCGAUCCGCCAAGACGUAGUAUAG
This is a messenger RNA of Paraglomus occultum, 516 nucleotides long. The record is from the annotation of a GenBank genome assembly. NCBI's taxonomy places the organism in Eukaryota, Fungi, Glomeromycota, Glomeromycetes, Paraglomerales, Paraglomeraceae.